Messenger RNA from Melanotaenia boesemani (Boeseman's rainbowfish), 3769 nucleotides. RefSeq names its product PRP6 pre-mRNA processing factor 6 homolog (S. cerevisiae) (gene prpf6). Gene Ontology annotation, biological process: spliceosomal tri-snRNP complex assembly; mRNA splicing, via spliceosome. The transcript has 21 exons. NCBI's taxonomy places the organism in Eukaryota, Metazoa, Chordata, Actinopteri, Atheriniformes, Melanotaeniidae. The record is from RefSeq and is a predicted model, not a curated record. Gene Ontology annotation, cellular component: catalytic step 2 spliceosome; U4/U6 x U5 tri-snRNP complex. Gene Ontology annotation, molecular function: protein binding. The coding region runs from base 42 to 2951 and encodes 969 amino acids.
UUGUUCAUCCGUCAGUGAGCCUCGUCGUCGCAUUAGCAGCGAUGGCUACCACUGCAGCUAAACAAGCGCCUAAAAUUGUCCCCAAAACGUCUACGGGAGGCACCGCGGCGGCGGGAGCUAGCGGUGGGCCCCCAGUAAUGCCUCUUGCCUCUCCGCUUAUGGGGAAAAAGAAGAAGCCGUUUCUGGGGAUGCCCGCUCCGCUGGGCUACGUUCCCGGUCUGGGCAGAGGUGCUACUGGGUUCACCACCCGGUCUGAUAUUGGUCCUGCUCGUGAUGCUAAUGAUCCAGUGGAUGAUCGACACGCACCCCCUGGAAAAAGGACAGUUGGGGACCAAAUGAAAAAAAAUCAAGAUGAUGAUGAUGAAGAUCUGAAUGACACCAACUAUGAUGAGUUCAAUGGUUAUGCAGGUAGCUUGUUCUCCAGUGGACCUUAUGAGAAAGAUGAUGAAGAAGCAGAUGCUAUAUAUGCAGCACUAGACAAAAGGAUGGAUGAAAGACGCAAAGAAAGAAGGGAGCUGAGAGAAAAGGAAGAAAUUGAGAAAUAUCGUAUGGAGCGACCCAAAAUCCAGCAACAGUUUUCAGAUCUGAAGAGGAAGUUGGCAGAGGUGUCAGAGGAGGAGUGGCUUAGCAUCCCUGAAGUUGGAGAUGCUAGGAACAAACGGCAGAGGAAUCCCCGCUAUGAGAAACUCACCCCUGUCCCUGAUAGCUUCUUUUCCAAACACCUGCAGAGUGGAGAGAACCACACCACUGUCGACCCUUUGCAAGGGCUGGGAGGCCUGAACACACCUUACCCAGGAAGCAUGACCCCUGGUCUGAUGACGCCAGGAACAGGAGAACUGGAUAUGAGGAAAAUUGGUCAGGCCAGAAACACACUGAUGGAUAUGAGACUCAGUCAGGUGUCUGACUCGGUAAGCGGGCAGACAGUUGUUGAUCCAAAGGGUUACCUCACAGAUCUUAACUCCAUGAUCCCCACAUAUGGAGGGGACAUCAGUGACAUCAAGAAGGCUCGUCUGCUGCUGAAAUCGGUGAGGGAGACCAAUCCUCACCAUCCACCUGCCUGGAUUGCUUCUGCAAGGCUGGAGGAAGUGACUGGAAAACUGCAGGUGGCCAGAAACCUGAUCAUGAAGGGCACAGAGAUGUGUCCUAAGAGUGAAGACGUGUGGCUGGAGGCAGCCAGGCUUCAACCAGGUGACACCGCUAAAGCUGUGGUUGCCCAGGCUGUUCGUCACCUGCCGCAGUCCGUCCGCAUCUACAUCAGAGCUGCCGAGCUGGAGACAGAUGUCAGAGCUAAGAAACGUGUCCUCAGAAAGGCCUUGGAAAAUGUGUCUAAGUCAGUUCGACUGUGGAAGACAGCUGUUGAGCUGGAAGAACCAGAGGAUGCCAGGAUCAUGCUUAGCAGAGCUGUGGAGUGUUGUCCUACAAGUGUGGAGCUGUGGCUGGCACUAGCCCGUUUGGAAACAUAUGAAAAUGCCCGUCGCGUCUUGAACAAAGCUCGAGAGAAUAUCCCAACCGAUCGGCACAUCUGGAUCACUGCUGCUAAGUUGGAGGAGGCCAAUGGCAACACUCAGAUGGUGGACAAGAUCAUUGACAGAGCCAUUACUUCUCUGCGGGCCAACGGUGUGGAGAUCAACAGAGAACAGUGGAUACAGGAUGCAGAAGAGUGCGACAAAGCAGGCAGUGUGGCUACCUGUCAGGCUGUGAUAAGGGCCGUCAUUGGGAUCGGCAUAGAGGAGGAGGACCGCAAACACACCUGGAUGGAAGACUCAGAGAGUUGUGUGGCCCAUGGAGCGCUGGAGUGUGCCAGGGCCAUCUAUGCCCAUUCCCUGCAGGUGUUUCCCAGUAAGAAAAGUGUCUGGCUCAGAGCAGCCUACUUUGAGAAGAAUCAUGGCACCAGAGAGUCUUUGGAGGCCCUCCUACAGAGAGCAGUGGCUCAUUGUCCCAAAGCAGAGGUCCUCUGGCUAAUGGGGGCCAAGUCCAAGUGGCUGGCUGAGGAUGUGCCAGCAGCUCGAAGUAUCCUCGCUCUGGCCUUCCAGGCUAACCCCAACAGUGAAGAGAUCUGGCUUGCUGCUGUCAAACUGGAGUCUGAAAAUAACGAGUAUGAAAGAGCCCGUCGACUGCUGGCCAAGGCUCGCAGCAGUGCACCAACAGCCAGGGUAUUUAUGAAAUCGGUGAAGCUGGAGUGGGUGUUAGAAAAGAUAGAUGAUGCCCAGGAGCUGUGCACCGAGGCCCUGAAACACUACGAAGACUUCCCGAAGCUUUGGAUGAUGCGAGGCCAGAUUGAGGAGCAGUGUGAAAAUAUGGACAAGGCCAGAGAGGCCUAUAACCAAGGGUUAAAAAAAUGUCCCCAGUCGGUACCUCUGUGGUUACUGCUGUCUCGUCUGGAAGAGAGAGUUGGACAGCUGACCAGAGCCAGAGCAAUCCUGGAGAAAGCCCGACUCAAGAACCCGCAGAGCCCUGAGCUCUGGUUGGAGUCUGUCAGACUGGAGUACCGGGCUGGGCUGAAGAACAUAGCUAACACUCUAAUGGCCAAAGCCCUGCAGGAGUGCCCAAAUUCAGGCAUCUUGUGGGCUGAGGCCGUGUUCCUGGAAGCCAGGCCGCAGAGGAAGACUAAGAGUGUGGAUGCGUUGAAGAAAUGUGAACAUGAUCCUCAUGUCCUACUUGCUGUAGCAAAGUUGUUUUGGAGCGAGCGUAAAAUCACCAAAGCCAGAGAGUGGUUCCUCAGAACAGUCAAGAUUGAGCCAGACCUGGGAGACGCUUGGGCUCUCUUUUACAAGUUUGAGUUGCAGCAUGGUACACAGGAACAGCAGGAAGAGGUGCUAAAGCGCUGUGAGAAUGCAGAGCCCCGCCAUGGAGAGCUUUGGUGCGCUGAGUCCAAACACGUCCUGAACUGGCAGAAAAAGACAGGAGAGAUCUUGAUGCAGGUAGCCAGCAAGAUCAAGAACACUUUUUGAAACUUGGACUGAAAACACAUGGAAGACCCUGGGAUUCACCAGUCGAACAGGAAAACGGCUGUGGACGUGCUUGUUGUUCAGCGGGACUUGGCCAUCUCAAACACACACACUUAGUUUUUGAUGUUAUCCUACUUUUUCAGAUUUGCAUCUUUUUUUUGUUCUUACAAGCAGAAAAUAAUGAUUUAAUAUCAGUGUAAAAAGCAGAAUAAAUCUGACAGAAAUGACCAUUUAGAGCUUUUGUGCAUAGGUUUGUGAGUUUUUCUUAAAGGUUUCCUGUCAAGUCUCAUGUAGGCUGUUGACCCUCUAGAUGAAGCAAAGUCUUGGUUCUGGAAAUUGAAACCAUGUUAUUGUCGGUUUCUCUACUUUUAAAAUAUUUGUCCUGUGAAGUAAACCUCCUCCUAGCUGCAGGAAGGUGUCUUCUGUCAAUUUUUUUUAGAUUUUUUUCCUGCAAUCAUUUCAUGUGUUCCCUUCAAAAGUCUUCAGAGUUCUACUUCUUAGUAUGAUGCUGCCAUGCCCAGCAGCAUGCUUAAGAUAAAGAUUUUCUCUAUUAAUGAGCUUUGCUGAGCUUAUACCAGAAACUUUUAACAGUGUUACCCCAAGUAUUUUCCCCUGUCUCCAGUUUGUGUCAAUCUGCAUGCUCCUGACAUUUCUCUUUGAAAUUUUGCAGUAGGAAGAAGCAUCUAUGAUCAUACUAACCCUCUGCAUCAUUAAAGAGAAAAACACACCCACCUAAUGCAGUAAACUUAAAAGAACAGCAAAAAAAAAAAAAAAAACCAGUUUUAAUUUGACAUCACCUUUGUAUUUACUGAUUUCAGUCU